This is a messenger RNA of Rhizophagus irregularis DAOM 181602=DAOM 197198, 7333 nucleotides long. NCBI's taxonomy places the organism in Eukaryota, Fungi, Glomeromycota, Glomeromycetes, Glomerales, Glomeraceae. The record is from RefSeq and is a predicted model, not a curated record.
CAAAUAACUUAACGUUAAACAUCUCUGUAAAAGACUCAUGUCUGAUUACAGUGAAUCUUCGUCGUUUCACUCUCAAGGGAGUUAUCCUGCAACAAAUUAUCUUGAUCAACAAACGCAACAACAACCGUUUGCAUAUCAAUAUUAUCAAUUCGCUAAUGUCCAGAAUCAACAAUUCAACGGAUCUAACCAAUUUAUGAAUAUACAACAACCGAUUGAACCAUCACCCGAAAAAAUAGAGGAGAAAGCAAGAAAAUGGCAACAAAUGCAAUCAAAGCGAUAUGGAGAGAAAAGAAAGUUUGGAUUCAUUGAACAUGAAAAGGCUGAUAUGCCACCAGAGCAUAUCAGAAAAAUCAUAAAAGAUCAUGGAGAUAUGUCGAGUAAGAAAUAUAGGCACGACAAAAGAAUCUAUCUAGGUGCCUUAAAAUAUGUGCCGCACGCAGUUUUAAAGUUGCUAGAAAAUAUGCCAAUGCCUUGGGAACAGGUUCGUGAAGUACCUGUUUUAUACCAUAUUACUGGAGCAAUAACGUUCGUCAAUGAGAUUCCAUGGGUUAUUGAACCAGUAUAUAUAGCACAAUGGGGUACUAUGUGGAUUAUGAUGCGUCGCGAGAAACGGGAUAGACGACAUUUUAAGCGUAUGCGAUUUCCACCCUUUGAUGAUGAAGAGCCUCCAUUAGAUUAUGGCGAUAAUAUUCUAGAUGUAGAGCCACUGGAAGCAAUUCAAAUGGAACUGGAUGAGGUUGAAGAUGCGCCAGUUCAUGAGUGGUUCUAUGACCAUAAACCUUUAAUGGACACUAAGUUUGUGAAUGGAUCAACAUAUCGAAGAUGGAAACUAAGUUUGCCUAUCAUGUCCACUUUAUAUCGCUUAGCACACCAAUUAUUAUCAGAUUUGACAGAUCAAAAUUAUUUUUACUUGUUUGACCUAAAGUCAUUUUUUACUGCUAAAGCAUUAAAUUUGGCGAUCCCUGCUGGUCCAAAGUUUGAACCAUUGUAUAGGGAUAUGGAUGCGGCUGAUGACGAUUGGAAUGAAUUUAAUGACAUCAAUAAAAUAAUCAUCAGACAACCUAUUCGUACAGAAUAUAAAAUAGCUUUCCCUUUCCUUUAUAAUUCUUUGCCACGUUCUGUCCAAGUGUCGUGGUAUCACGAACCUACAGUUGUUUAUAUUCGUGCCGAGGAUCCUGAUCUACCUGCAUUUUAUUUUGAUCCUAUCAUUAACCCUAUUUCAUCACGCAAUGUUACUUCACUAAAUUUACGAAAUUUGCAUGAAGAUGAAAUAUUUAAUGAAAAAGAUGUAGAUACAGAGUUUUCGCUUCCAAGUAAAGUUGUACCAUUUUUAGAAGAUAGGCCGUUAUAUACAGAUACGACAGCUGAUGGUAUUGCAUUGUGGUGGGCUCCUUAUCCUUUUAAUAAACGUAGUGGUCGAAUGAGACGUGCCGAAGAUAUUCCUUUAGUGAAGAAUUGGUAUCUCGAACAUUGUCCUCCUGGGCAACCUGUAAAAGUUCGCGUUUCAUAUCAAAAACUUAUCAAAUGUUAUGUGUUAAAUGCGUUGAAACACAGACCUCCAAAAGCCUUGAACAAAAAAUAUUUGUUUCGCCAACUUAAGUCCACAAAAUUCUUCCAAACUACAGAGUUAGAUUGGGUUGAAGCGGGAUUGCAAGUUUGUCGUCAAGGAUAUAAUAUGCUUAACCUUUUGAUUCAUCGUAAGAAUCUUAAUUACUUGCAUUUGGAUUACAAUUUUAAUUUAAAACCUGUGAAAACACUUACCACUAAGGAACGUAAAAAGUCUCGAUUCGGGAAUGCUUUCCAUUUAUGUCGAGAAAUUUUGCGUUUGACAAAGCUGGUUGUUGAUUCACAUGUACAGUAUCGGUUGGGUAAUGUAGAUGCAUUCCAGUUAGCUGAUGGCUUACAAUAUAUAUUUGCACACGUUGGCCAGCUUACUGGAAUGUACAGAUAUAAAUAUCGCUUGAUGAGACAAAUUAGAUUAUGUAAAGAUUUAAAACACCUUAUUUAUUAUCGAUUCAAUACGGGUCCGGUAGGUAAAGGACCUGGUUGUGGUUUUUGGGCACCAGGAUGGCGUGUCUGGUUAUUUUUUAUGAGAGGAAUUGUUCCUUUAUUAGAACGAUGGCUUGGAAAUUUAUUGGCACGUCAUUUCGAAGGCCGUCAUUCCAAAGGAAUUGCUAAGACUGUAACGAAACAACGUGUCGAAUCUCAUUAUGACCUUGAACUUCGUGCUGCCGUUAUGCAUGAUAUCUUGGAUAUGAUGCCGGAGGGUAUCAAAGCUAAUAAAUCUAAAACUAUAUUACAACAUCUUAGUGAGGCUUGGAGAUGUUGGAAGGCAAACGUUCCUUGGCAUAUUAUGGGAAUGCCUAAACCUAUCGAGAAUAUGAUUCUUAGAUAUGUUAAGAGUAAAGCUGAUUGGUGGACUAGUGUUGCACAUUACAAUCGUGAAAGAAUCCGAAGAGGUGCAACUGUUGAUAAAACGGUUUGCAAGAAAAAUCUUGGACGUUUGACGCGUCUGUGGCUGAAAGCCGAGCAAGAACGUCAACAUAAUUAUCUUAAGGAUGGCCCUUAUAUUACUGCAGAAGAAGCCGUUGCCAUUUACACGUCUACAGUUCAUUGGUUGGAAAGUCGUAAAUUUUCACCUAUUCCUUUCCCACCACUUUCAUAUAAACAUGACACAAAGUUAUUAAUAUUGGCGCUUGAAAGAUUGAAGGAGGCCUACAGUGUAAAGGGCAGACUUAAUCAAAGUCAACGUGAAGAAUUGGGUUUGAUCGAACAAGCUUAUGAUAACCCACAUGAAGCUCUUAGUCGAAUUAAACGUCUUUUAUUGACCCAGCGUGCAUUUAAAGAAGUUGGGAUCGAAUUUAUGGAUCUUUACAGUCAUUUGAUUCCAGUAUUCGACGUUGAGCCUCUUGAGAAAAUUACUGACGCAUACCUUGAUCAAUACUUAUGGUAUGAGGGAACAAAAAGAAAUUUAUUCCCUGCAUGGAUUAAGCCUUCAGAUACCGAACCACCGCCAUUGCUUGUCUACAAGUUCUGUCAAGGAAUUAACAACUUGACAGAUGUGUGGGAUACAUCUGAAGGACAGAUUAAUGUCAUGUUGGAAACUCAAUUUAGUAAAGUCUAUGAAAAGAUAGAUUUAACUUUAUUAAACAGAUUAUUACGAUUGAUUUUAGACCACAACCUUGCAGACUACAUGACAGCAAAGAAUAACGUAGUAUUAAAUUAUAAGGACAUGAAUCAUGUUAAUGCAUAUGGUCUCAUUCGUGGUUUACAAUUUGCAAGUUUUAUCUUCCAGUAUUAUGGCCUUAUUCUUGACUUAUUAGUUCUUGGAUUGCAACGCGCAUCUGAAAUGGCAGGACCAGCAUCGAUGCCUAAUGACUUUCUCCAGUUUCGUGAUGUUGCGACCGAGACUCGACAUCCAAUAAGAUUAUAUUGUCGUUAUAUUGACAAAGUUCACAUAUUUUUCCGAUUUAACGCUGAAGAAGCUAGAGAUCUUAUUCAGCGCUAUUUAACAGAACAUCCUGAUCCAAAUUCGGAAAAUAUAGUUGGAUAUAACAAUAAGAAGUGUUGGCCACGAGAUUGCAGAAUGAGACUUUUCAAGAGUGAUGUAAAUGCUGGAAGAGCAGUAUUUUGGGAUAUCAAAAAUAGAUUGCCUCGUUCAUUAACUACUAUUGAAUGGGAAGACACUUUUUGUAGUGUUUAUUCCAAGGACAAUCCUAACGUUUUGUUUUCAAUGUGCGGGUUUGAAGUAAGAAUACUUCCAAAAAUUCGAAAUCUUAAUGAAGAAUUCACACUUAAGGAUGGCGUAUGGAAUUUGAUUAAUGAGCAAACAAAAGAAAGAACUGCACAAGCUUUCCUUCGUGUUGAUGAAGAAUCAAUGCAAAAGUUUCACAAUCGUGUACGACAAAUUUUAAUGGCUAGUGGUAGCACAACAUUUAGCAAAAUCAGCAACAAAUGGAAUACUUGCUUAAUUGGUUUGAUGUCUUAUUUUAGAGAAGCUGUCGUGCAUACUCGCGAGCUUUUGGACAUAAUUGUGAAAGCAGAAAAUAAGAUUCAAACUAGAAUUAAGAUUGGUCUCAACAGUAAAAUGCCUAGCCGUUUCCCAGUACACGUUUUUUAUUGUCCAAAAGAAUUGGGUGGUCUUGGAAUGUUGUCAAUGGGACACGUGCUUAUUCCUCAAUCGGAUCUACGCUGGAGUAAACAAACAGAAACGCAGAUUACGCAUUUUCGUGCAGGAAUGUCACACGAAGAAGAUCAAUUGAUUCCUAAUCUUUUUCGAUAUCUCCAGCCGUGGGAAUCUGAAUUCAUUGAUUCCCAACGUGUAUGGGCAGAAUAUGCGCUCAAGCGUCAAGAAGCUAAUGCCCAAAAUAGAAGAUUGACACUUGAAGAUCUUGAGGAUUCUUGGGAUAGAGGAUUACCUAGAAUAAAUACAUUAUUCUCAAAAGAUAGACAUACCCUUGCAUAUGACAAAGGAUGGCGGGUUAGAAAUGAUUUUAAACAAUAUCAGGUGUUAAAGAAUAACCCAUUCCAUUGGACUAGCUCGCGCCAUGACGGUAAACUUUGGUCACUCAACAAUUAUCGUACUGACGUCAUUCAAGCACUUGGUGGCGUUGAAGGUAUUUUAGAACACACCCUUUUCAAAGGAACUUACUUUACCACAUGGGAAGGUCUUUUUUGGGAAAAAGCUUCGGGAUUUGAGGAAUCAAUGAAAUACAAGAAAUUAACAAAUGCUCAGCGAUCCGGUCUUAAUCAAAUUCCAAACAGAAGGUUUACUUUGUGGUGGUCUCCAACUAUUAACCGUGCAAAUGUCUAUGUUGGUUUCCAAGUACAACUUGAUCUUACGGGUAUCUUUAUGCAUGGAAAAAUUCCUACAUUAAAGAUUUCAUUGAUUCAAAUCUUUAGAGCACAUUUAUGGCAAAAGAUUCACGAGAGUAUUGUGAUGGAUCUCUGCCAAGUAUUCGAUUCAGAGCUUGAAAGUUUACAGAUUGAAACUGUUCAAAAAGAAAGUAUUCAUCCGAGAAAGUCAUACAAGAUGAAUUCUUCUUGUGCAGAUAUAUUACUUUUUGCCGCAUACAAAUGGAAUGUAUCUAAACCAUCUUUACUGAAUGAUAAUAAAGACACUAUGGAUGGAACAACUACUUCACGUUGGUUUGUUGAUGUACAACUUAGAUUUGGAGAUUUUGAUUCACAUGACAUCGAAAGAUAUACCAGGGCAAAAUUUUUGGAUUAUUCCACAGAUAAUAUGAGUAUAUAUCCAUCACCAUUUGGCAUUAUGAUUGGUAUAGAUCUCGCGUAUAAUCUUCAUAGUGCAUACGGUCAUUGGAUUCCCGGAAUGAAACCUUUAAUACAAUCUGCUAUGGCGAAGAUUAUGAAAGCGAAUCCUGCAUUAUAUGUCUUGCGUGAACGUAUACGUAAAGGGUUACAAUUAUACUCUUCAGAACCUACAGAACCUUAUUUAUCUUCGCAAAAUUAUUCCGAAUUGUUUAGCAAUCAGAUAAUUUGGUUCGUUGAUGAUACGAACGUAUAUCGUGUAACAAUUCACAAAACAUUUGAAGGAAAUUUGACCACGAAGCCAAUUAAUGGAGCUAUUUUUAUCUUUAAUCCAAGAACUGGACAAUUGUUUUUGAAGAUUAUUCACACUUCAGUUUGGGCCGGUCAGAAACGUUUAGGUCAAUUGGCCAAGUGGAAAACAGCUGAAGAAGUUGCUGCUUUAAUUAGAUCCUUACCAAUUGAAGAACAACCCAAACAAAUUAUUGUUACACGAAAAGGCAUGUUGGACCCUCUUGAGGUACACUUGCUCGAUUUCCCAAAUAUUGUUAUCAAAGGAAGCGAAUUACAACUUCCCUUCCAGGCUUGUCUUAAAUUAGAAAAAUUUGGUGAUUUGAUUCUCAAGGCUACUGAACCUCAAAUGACUCUAUUUAACUUAUUUGACGAUUGGCUUAAAACGAUUUCUUCAUAUACUGCAUUCUCGCGUCUUAUUCUUAUUUUACGUGCUUUACAUGUAAAUACGGAUAAGACUAAGAUGAUUUUACGUCCAGAUAAAAAUACUAUUACUGAACCUCAUCAUAUAUGGCCAACAUUGACUGAUGAAGAAUGGAUUAAAGUCGAAGUUGCCCUGAAAGAUUUGAUCUUAGCAGACUAUGGAAAAAAGAAUAAUGUAAAUGUUGCGUCUCUUACGCAAUCGGAAAUUCGUGAUAUUAUUCUUGGUAUGGAAAUUUCUGCACCAUCUUUACAACGUCAACAAAUUGCUGAGAUUGAAAAACAAACUAAGGAACAAUCUCAGCUUACUGCUGUAACUACGAAAACUCAAAAUGUUCACGGGGAUGAAAUGAUCGUGACAACCACUAGUAAUUACGAGACACAAACGUUCUCUUCAAAAACAGAAUGGCGCGUGAGAGCUAUUUCUUCAACAAAUUUACAUCUUCGUACCAAUCACAUUUAUGUCAAUGCGGAGGAUAUUAAAGAUACUGGAUACACUUAUGUAUUACCAAAAAAUAUAUUGAAACGAUUUAUUCAAGUUGCUGACCUUCGAACACAAAUUGCUGCGUAUCUUUAUGGAAUAUCUCCGCGUGAUAAUGCCCAAGUCAAAGAAAUAAAGAGUUUGGUUAUAGUUCCACAGUAUGGUACACAUCAAUCAGUGAAUUUACCAUAUGCGUUACCGGAUCAUGAAUACCUUAAAGACCUCGAGCCUCUUGGUCUUAUUGUGACCCAACCAUUUGAGACUGCACAGCUAUCUCCAACAAUUUUGUCUCUUCAUGCAAGAAUUGUAGCAGACAAUAGGAAUUGGGAUGCAGACAAAACAAUUUCAAUGACAGUCUCAUUCACGCCUGGGUCUUGUUCAUUAACAGCAUACAAAUUGACACCUGCCGGUUUCGAAUGGGCUCGUAAUAAUAAGGACACAUCUGUUAAUCCACCAGGUUAUCUUCCAACAUUUGCCGAAAAAGUACAAAUGUUAUUGUCUGAUCGAUUCAUGGGGUUCUUUAUGGUCCCGGAAAAUGAUAUUUGGAACUAUUCAUUUAUGGGACCUAGUCAUAGUGCCAAUAUGAAAUAUACUCUCAAGUUGGAUGUACCGAAAGAAUUCUACCAUGAAUUACACAGGCCACAACAUUUCCUUAAUUUUAGCUCUAUGGAAGAAGAUAUUGAGGCUGAUCGAGAAGAUGCAUUUGCUUAAAUAGUAUAAUAUUAAUCAUUGUUUUAUUUUUAUUAAGACUUUUACUUUUAUUAAGACUGAAAAAAUAUAGACAUUAUAAAAUACAUGUUAUAGAUGAAUUAUUUUAAUAAUUAUUCAAAUUCUUUUACUGUAAAUACUUUUAUCAUAUAUAUAUAUAUAUCA